ACCCCACUCUCGAAUCCACUGCCGAAUUCUUCGGUUUUUGAAGUAAACCGAGUACGUUCUGUUUACGAGAGGUCGUAUUUCGUGAAUAAAGUUAAUAAAUGCUAGAGGUUAAUAAGAAUUAUUAGGAAUUAUCAAAGUAGUGUGGUUUCUCAUAGUAUUGACAGUACAUAAAUAAUUCUCCACCAAAAUGCCACGUAUUAUGAUAAAGGGUGGUGUUUGGCGCAACACCGAAGAUGAGAUCCUGAAAGCAGCUGUUAUGAAAUAUGGCAAAAAUCAAUGGUCUCGUAUAGCAUCUCUGCUGCACAGAAAAUCAGCCAAACAAUGCAAAGCCAGAUGGUUUGAAUGGCUGGAUCCCAGCAUCAAAAAGACAGAAUGGAGCCGAGAGGAAGACGAAAAGCUGUUACAUCUAGCAAAGCUCAUGCCCACACAGUGGCGCACCAUAGCUCCAAUUAUUGGGCGUACUGCUGCUCAGUGUUUAGAACGUUACGAGUAUCUACUCGAUCAGGCUCAAAAAAAAGAAGAAGGAGAAGAUGCUGCCGAUGACCCACGUAAAUUGAAACCUGGUGAAAUUGAUCCUAAUCCAGAAACAAAACCAGCCCGUCCUGAUCCAAAAGAUAUGGAUGAAGACGAACUUGAAAUGUUAUCGGAGGCUCGCGCUAGACUGGCAAAUACACAGGGUAAAAAAGCAAAGCGUAAGGCUCGUGAAAAGCAGCUGGAAGAAGCUCGACGACUCGCAGCCUUACAAAAACGGAGGGAGUUACGUGCUGCCGGUAUUACUGUUUCUCAGAAGCACAAACGGAAGCGUGGAGUUAAUUACAACUCUGAGAUUCCGUUUGAAAAACGACCAGCUCUGGGAUUUUAUGAUACUUCCUUGGAGCACAUAGACCCAUUAGCGGCUGAUUUUUCUAGAAUGAGACAGCAACAUUUAGACGGCGAUCUCAGGCAAGAAAAAGAAGAGAUGGAACGGCGUAAAGAUAAGCAGAAGCUCAAGCAGAGAAAAGAAAACGAUAUUCCAAUGGGAAUGCUCAACAAUCAAGAACCUGUGAAGAAGAGAAGCAAACUGGUCUUACCAGAGCCACAAAUAUCUGAUCAGGAAUUGCAACAAGUUGUGAAACUCGGUCGAGCUUCUGAGGUUGCUCGAGAAGUUGCGACUGAAAGUGGAGUGACUUUAUCCGAUAGUUUGUUGGCUGAUUAUUCUUUGACUCCCAAUGUGGCAGCAACGCCGCGCACACCAGCUGCUACAGACAGAAUUCUUCAGGAGGCUCAAAAUGUCAUGGCGCUGACCCAUGUCGAUACACCUCUUAAAGGUGGGUUGAAUACUCCACUGCAUAGUUCCGACUUUAGCAGUGUAUUGCCAGCCAAUAACGUUGUGGCUACCCCAAAUACCGUUUUGGCGACGCCGUUCCGUUCGCAACGCACAGACGGUACUCCAACAAAUUCUUUCAAUACCCCGACGUCUGCACGAAGUCAAGCUGGAGCUUUGGUACCAACACCUGUUCGCGAUAAGCUGAGUAUUAAUCCAGAAGAAGUUUUAGAGGGUUCGGAGACUCCUGCUCUUCAUAAACAGGUGAAGGAACAGCUGCGUGCAGGAUUAAGCACUUUACCAACACCUAGGAACGAUUACGAGAUAGUAGUUCCCGAAGGAGAAGGUGAGGACGAAAACGGAACUGAUCCAUCAGAUAACAUUGUCGAGGAUCAAGCUGACAUAGAUGCGAGACGUCAACAAGAGAUAAUAGAGCAAAAGAAAAAAGAUCUUGCACAGAGAUCACAAGUGAUCCAAAGAGAUAUGCCUAGACCUGUAGAUGUGAAUAUGAAUAUCUUGAGACCACUUAUGGACACCCCAUUAACCGACUUACAGAGGGCUGAAGAGCUAAUUAAAAGAGAAAUGAUCACAAUGCUGCAGUAUGACGCAUUACAAAAUCCAGUACCAGCGACCACCAAACGAGGAGCAUCCUCGUCGAUUGUACAAGCUACAGCAUUUCUUGAACAGCAUCCCUACAUUGACUACGAACAAGACGAUUUGGCCGAAGCACGUAAGCUCUUGGAGCAGGAAAUGGCCGUCGUACGAGAGGGAAUGGCUCAUGGAGAUCUUAGUAUUGAUGCCUAUACCACUGUCUGGGAAGAAUGUUUAUCACAAGUAUUAUACUUAGAGAAUCAGAAGCGAUAUACGAGAGCUACAUUAGCCUCUAAAAAAGACAGAGUUGAAGCUUGUGAACGAAAACUGGAAGAAAAUAGAGUUCACAUGACAGGAGAAGCAAAACGAGCUGCCAAAAUGGAAAAGAAGCUCAAAAUAUUGACGGGAGGGUAUCAGACACGUGCCCAAGGAUUAACGAAACAAAUGCAUGAUUUGUGGGAACAAAUUGAGCAAGCUCACCUGGAGUUAUCGACGUUCAAAUUCCUCCAAGGACAAGAAGAAGCGGCCGUACCAAGACGGCUGAAUGCACUCAUGGAAGAUGUUAACAGGCAAACAGAACGAGAGCGUACCCUACAAGCUAGGUUUGCAGAGCUUCAAGAACAAUUGCAACAGAUAUCAGUGCAAUAACGGUAGACUAAACGCCUGCAGCGAUCAGGAAAUUAUUACUAUCAAUAUUGCGCGUUUUGUUUUUCAUUUCUACUUUUGCAACUCACUCAAAGAACUGGAUAGCACUGAUUAUUUUGUGUUGGAUAUCUACUACCAUCAUACCUCAAUGUUUUGAGAAUUCAAAUUGUAAAUGCUGAACCCCCGUUAUAUUAUACGAAAAUGGUGAAUCAUAGAAAAUAUAAAAUAGUCUAAAUAAUAAUUGUAAGUAUAACAAUGGCUGACAAGGCCCGGAAUAGCUUAUAAGGUGAGUUCACAAAUUUUUGACACCAUGAGAUUCUAUCUCGAAUAAUUAGGUAUAAAUGGGUUCGAAUGAAUUCGGAAUUACAACAAACUUAUUAGAUUUCCGUCUGCAAUAGAAUUUGAAUCAAUGAAUUUUUAUGUGAAAAUUUUUCAAUGCUUACAAUAAAUUUUAGGGUAAUAGAAUUAAAAAUAAAUUAAAAUUCAUUUGUUUUAUUCGAUCAUGGAAGUGUCUUUGAUCGCACAUAUUACGCAAAUGUAUCAAAACAUACGUUAAAUAUUUAAGGGAGAAUAAAAAAAUGGUCAUUCAUAUCGA
This is a messenger RNA of Athalia rosae (coleseed sawfly), 3134 nucleotides long. It is a transcript of the gene Cdc5, whose product is annotated as cell division cycle 5-like protein. Gene Ontology annotation, cellular component: Prp19 complex; spliceosomal complex. Gene Ontology annotation, biological process: regulation of transcription by RNA polymerase II; mRNA splicing, via spliceosome. The coding region runs from base 188 to 2542 and encodes 784 amino acids. NCBI's taxonomy places the organism in Eukaryota, Metazoa, Arthropoda, Insecta, Hymenoptera, Athaliidae. The record is from RefSeq and is a predicted model, not a curated record. Gene Ontology annotation, molecular function: RNA polymerase II transcription regulatory region sequence-specific DNA binding; DNA-binding transcription factor activity, RNA polymerase II-specific. The transcript has 12 exons.